AUGUCAAGAAACCGAAGCUCCUUGAGCAAGUUCGAGGCCCUGAUGGUGCUAAGUUUAACGGUACUCGUUCAACUGGACGUCUGUUGGUGCACGCCGUCUCACAGAAGCAGACAUCAUGCGGACAUGUCCUACGAGGAUACGAAGAAUUUCCGAAGCAGCGAGGAGCUGCCUAGACCAGCCGCCCUCAAUUCGAACGACGAUCCGCUGGUAGUACAAACCAGAAAGGGCAAGGUCAAGGGUAAGACCAUGACUGCCACCACGGGAAAGGAGGUCGACGCCUGGUUCGGGAUCCCUUACGCGCAGAAACCUCUCGGAGCUCUGAGGUUCCGGCAUCCGAGACCGGCGGAACGUUGGUCGGGAACCCUAAACGCAACUACGCUACCGAAUAGCUGCGUGCAGAUUCUGGACACGGUGUUCGGCGACUUCGCAGGUGCGACUAUGUGGAAUCCAAACACACCAUUGAGCGAGGACUGUCUUUACGUGAACGUGGUCGCGCCACGGCCUAGGCCUACCAAUGCCGCUGUUAUGGUAUGGAUAUUCGGUGGUGGCUUUUACUCCGGAUCGGCGACCCUCGACGUUUACGAUCACAAAACCCUGGUGUCCGAGGAGAAUGUGAUUCUAGUCUCGAUGCAGUAUCGAGUCGCCAGCCUGGGUUUCCUGUACUUCGGAACGUCGGAUGUUCCUGGGAACGCCGGUCUGUUUGAUCAGAUGAUGGCCCUUCAGUGGGUCCGCGACAAUAUCGCUGCCUUUGGCGGAAAUCCUGACAACGUGACCCUGUUCGGAGAGAGCGCGGGCGCCGUUUCCGUUUCUAUGCACCUCCUUUCGCCUCUAUCAAGGCAUCUCUUCAGUCAAGCCAUCAUGCAGUCUGGCUCUCCAACAGCACCAUGGGCCAUCAUCUCGCGCGAGGAAUCGAUCAUGCGCGGCAUUCGAUUGGCAGAAGCUGUCGGUUGUCCUCACGAUCGCGACAACUUGCAAGAGGUGAUCGAUUGUCUGCUGAUCAAGGAUCCGAUUGAAUUGGUGAAGAACGAAUGGGGCACCCUGGGCAUCUGCGAGUUUCCGUUCGUUCCCGUGAUCGACGGCGCCUUUCUCGACGAGACGCCACAACGCUCGCUGGCCACCUCGUCCUUCAAAAAGGCCAACAUCAUGAUGGGCUCGAACACCGAGGAAGGUUUCUACUUUAUUAUUUACUAUCUCACCGAGCUGUUUCGCAUCGAUAUGGCCGAGGAUGUAAAAGUCAGCAGGGAACAGUUCGUUAGCGCCGUUACCGAAUUAAAUCCGUACGUCAAUCAGUUCGGAAGGCACGCCAUUAUCUACGAGUACACGGACUGGCUACGUCCGGACGACCCUCACAUGAAUCGCGACGCCCUGGAUAAAAUCGUCGGCGACUAUCAAUUCACUUGCAACGUGAACGAAUUUGCUGGCCGUUACGCCGAUACGGGGAACACCGUUUACAUGUAUUAUUACAAACACAGAUCGGCGAACAACCCAUGGCCAAGAUGGACCGGUGUGAUGCACGCGGACGAAAUCAGCUACAUCUUUGGCGAGCCGUUGGAUUCUUCGAAAGGAUACAUGCCCGAGGAGAUAAAUUUGUCCAAGAGAAUGAUGAGAUAUUGGGCGAACUUUGCAAAAACAGGGGAUCCGAACGUCGGAGAUGUCGAGUCAUGGACGCAGACCUAUUGGCCACCGCACACUGCCGCCAAAAAGGAAUACCUGACGUUGGAUACCAACAGUUCCGAAAUCGGAAACGGACCUAGAGCGAGGCAGUGCACUUUUUGGAAGAAAUACCUUCCGCAACUCCUCGCCGCUACUUCGAAACUGGAACUUAGUCAGAAGAUGGCAUGUAGCGGUACGAGAGUAACCGACGGAGGACAUCUGUUCCUGAUGUUGAGCCUGCUGCUAAUCGGUACCCUGUUCAGUCAUAGGAUCGCGAUUCAAUCGGAUGCGAACAGUGUGCCGGAGAUGAUCGACCCCAGGGGCUUCGUCUAGCUUCCGCAGUUAGCUCUUUGGAUCGUUCUCGAUCGUCCGGGAAGAGGCCAAUGGAACGCGAAUACGGACCAGCGAAACGAUCGACGACCUUCUAAAGCGUGUAAACGAAUCAAUGGCAUCGUUCGUUGAUAUCUCGAGGCGAUUCGAAGCGAGACAGACACAUAUCAAUGCAGCGGAGGGCGCUCGAUCGACCCACUAUACACGAUCGUCUUGUCACCGGUUCGCUAGUGAGAAAGAUCUUGUAGAUCGAGAGACAAAUCUACGUCGUCCCUUAGAGGAGGGGACGCGGCAGAAACUAUACGCUAGACAAAGGACUCGAAGAUUUCCUUGAAUCGACGUAAUCGAUCACCGACGAGUGUCGUUUUAUCGUUCUGCAAUUUUAGUCGUUCCUCUAUUCUCAGUCUUUCGAGAACGCGAUCGACAAAGUCCUCGCGAAUCGAGAACGCGACCGUGGUUGAUAUCGUUGGUGGAGUCGCAGUACAUGGAGAAAAUAGCAAUCGUAAAGAUAUAACGUACGCGCCGAAUCGAAAGUUACUACGCGUAUCGCACGUUUCCAGGUACGGGACACGCGACGCGCGACACGCUCUCGGUCGAGCAAGACGCUUCUAGUUGUAAGAACGACGCCAACAUCCUAAAACCAUCAAUUGGUCCCUCGUAAAUCGUCUGACCUACUCCGACAGCGACUACUCACGCGACCAAUGUAAAAUCACGCUCGUACCGCGCUUUAUUCCGCGUUUGCAAUUUCACUCGGGUAUCGCAAAUUUAUUCGUCUGUCUCGUAGUUGGUUCUUGAAACUUAGAAUUUCCAUGGGGAUCAACGGGGAACGUAACGUAAGUACAGCGUAACGCGCCACUAAUUUCAUCGACCCGUUGCACCUGAGAGGAAAAAAAAUACGCUACAAAAUAGAAUUUGAUGGCAGGCAGACAGCGUACACGCUCUUCCCGUACGUUCUAGUUUUUGAUUAACGCCACGGCAAUAUAGGUCACUGCAUCGGUGCUUUUAUUUUACAAGCGAGAUCACCGCCGUGGACCUGCACGUUAUCGCGAAACGCACUCGGCCCCUGGAUGUUUAAUCUACCCGCGACAGGAUAAUCCGCGCGCUAUUCGCUGAAAAUAUCAUCGCACAAACGAUCGUUAUCCUUUAGCUCAGCGAACUUUGUAUCAUCGUCGAACGAUCGCAUUCGCGCUGACGAAAAUUUGUAGAAAAGUUGACGCGAUGUCUGCGGAUUUUCGGAAAGGCUAGAAACGUUCCGUGGACCGUCGGUCGACGCAUUCGCCAGGCUUUCAUUUCGGGGGCACGACUUCCUUUUAAUCUUGCCGUUAUUGGUGCUGCAACUGUCUACCAACAGGUACGGUAAUGCGAGCCGCAAUUCGAUCUAUAUACUCUGCGGCCGCUUAUACGUGCGCAUGUUUGUAAUGCGGUGCAGCUACUGCAGAGUCGAUUGCAUUCGUACAAAUUGCGGAGAUUUAAACGCCGUGGGACCGACCAACAGCUCGGCCAUCCUGGAACAUCCGUCCGAUAUUAUCGUAGCGAUCACCGCGAAUAAAUCUCCUCGACGAUCGUCGUUCCGUUCGUCGCGCGACGCAACUCCAGACGCGAUCGUUCCCACAAAUACAGAUGUAUAUCUCUGUUUUUAUUCACUCGAUUUAUUUGGAAAAAGAAAAACGGAUUGGCCCAUUCGGUGAUCGGAAGUACAAUACAUUUUCGCACAAGGCGCGUACACGUCGAUACGUUGCAUCGACGGCAAAUUGACAGAAAUCAUGGCGGUCUUCUGCAUCGAGUCCCGACAGAAUUGCAAAUUGCAUUCGGUUCAGCGCGACUGAUUUAUCAGCGGUAAACUGAUCGACAUUGACUACGCGGAUGGAAUGCUCGAUCGAUAGUCCGUUCGUGGUACAAGAGAAACGGAUGGUCGACGUGGCGGAUUUGUUCUAAGGACGGUUGUUUGCAAUUUCAAAAUUAUCAGUUAAUGGCAUCGCUAAGAUGAUAGGAGAAAGAAGGCGAAACGUUGUUUCUUCGCCAACGAUUCUAAACUGCCGAACCGUUCUUCGUUGUUCUCCGGAUAAGAUCUAUCGUUCGUACGAACGCUCGAGGAAAGAUAUUGGAUUUCAUUCGCUUCGUCUACGAUGAUGGUUGUUCGUAAGGACGCGCGGAGAACGUCGUAAAAUUUUAUGGCGCGACAGCGAAUGCAGAGUUCGUCGCAGUCGUAUUAAAAUCCUUCCGACUGCGGUACCAACUGGCGAUCGAAAUUAAACGACCGCCAGGACGCGUUCAGGUGCGCUCUCGCCGUAUCGAAGGUGCAUUCCUACGUGUAUCUCACGCGCUCUAUUUUCCUCGCGGCUCCGCCAUCGAUUUUACACGAGAAUACGCUUCUAUUCUUCCAACACGGCUACCGACGAAGGUCGCGCUUAGCGUUUCAAGCAUCGGUCCUCUCUACAUCGAAAUUUCUUCCUAAACUCCACUAACGGAGCAAUUCCUAUCCAUUCCGCGUCUCGUAAUCCUUUCUCUUUCUUCUCCGCUCCUUUCUCUCUGCUCUUUAUCGUUACUUUUGUAGAAUCCAAGUGCGACAGCAAGCGUGGAAUUUGUAAUCCUUUCUUCCAGGAGACGACUUUUCCAGGAGGCCACUAUUCUCCGUGUACCUUUGUCUCAUUUUCUACAUCGAGAUCUUCCAAACGGUGUAACGCAAUUUUCCUAGAAGUGAACCGCGAACAAACGUGUGAUUCCGAGGACACGACGAUGCACGAUUCCGCAUACAUAAAAUAAAUAAUAUUCAGCUUACCCGUAGCAUGACGAAACGUCGACAGGAUAAACGCGAAAUUAACGCAACGCUGCGAAAACGUACACAGAUCCCGUCGAAACGGCGACGGGGAGAAGACAGUUCUAGAGUCAAAGAAGGAACCGCGGCUGGCCGAUGAACGAACGAACGAUCUAUCAACCGAAGAGGAAGUCGAAGAGCACGAAGCGCCCGCCAUUCCCGAGUAAACGAAGAGCAAACUCGAAAAACCGUGCGUUUCUUUCUUCCGUUCUCGCCAUCUCCCGUGUUCCUCGCGACAGUAGAAAGGAAACUUGCACGAACGCAGGCUAAGUUUUAAUUAAGAUUUAAUCACUAAUUACCUGUAAUAACUAUUACUGUAAGUAGAAUGACACCGCGCGCGUACACGUACACGCGUGUAUUUUGUGUGUGUACAUACGAUAUUCCCCAAAAUAUCAGAUAGACAUAUAUACAUGUACGUAGAAUGCGUUAUCGAUUCGUCAAAGAAUCGACCGAUCAAACAAUUUUUCUUUCUGCCUAUUGCCUCGAUGAUCUCUCUCCCUCUGUCUAUUUGCUCGGUGGUCGUUUGAAAUCAAUGAUUUUCGCUGUGUGAACGAAAGGAACGAAGGAAAGAUAGUAAGGUAAAUUAUUGGCCAAGAGAAUUCCGUUUCCUAUCCUUUCGAAACUUUCUUACAACAACAGCUUCGUAAAAGAAGUUGCCUCUACGAAAAUUGCAAAUGAUAAAGAAAAUUCUCUACUCGCAGUCUUCCAAUCGGCUAAAUCUGCUUUCCUUUCUUUUUUCCUGCUUUCGAUCGACGACAGGCACGCCUUUUCUCCCUUUCCAACCGGACUGUUUCCAUCUUAGUAUCGCUGGCGCUUUGCCAACGAAUCUUCUUGUCGUGUUUCUUGUCGGUAUCGAGCAACUUGCUCCCACUGAUACCCGAAAAUAAUUUGUUCUCUACCCGUUGAAUCGUUUUGUGUCUUCGAACCUACGGAGCACCGCGUAUUUCUACCUUACUUGCGUAUUUAGAGAAUUAGUCGAUUACUCUGUCGUCUGUGUUUAAGAACAAGAAUAAGAGAGAGAGAGAGAGAGAGGGGGGGGGAGGGAGUAUUCAUAGAGCAAAAUCCAAAAAAUUGCAAGGAAAGACGAAAGAAGAAAGACAGCGAACGAACGAAGCUUACCUACGGUAAUCGGUAAUUUUGUGGAGAAACGACUGGUUUCCGAGCAACCGAAAUCGCGCUUAUUUUGUAGCGUAAAUGAAUAAAAUCAAAAGAGAUACCUUGCUCGCCUGCUUCUACAACAAUCAAAUUUAGCUAUUUUUCCUUUUGUCUCGAAAUGGAUCUCGAUUUGGUUACGCUAGUUCGAGGAUUAACGGCAAAGCGUGGCAAAGUCACGCGAGAGCGGUUACAGUUGAAAUACGAAUUUAGUUGGGUCGCGACAAUGUUACUUUGGAAAUUGCAGUUGGUCGAAACGCGUUUUUCAUUACUUGUAUAAUAUUAUGUAAAUAUACCAUAACGGUAAUAAUCGAGGAAUAGCAUCCCCUUUUAAUCGACGACAAGCAAAGUAAAAAGAAAGAAAAAGCAUAAAUCUGACCCAUAAGUAUUCUGGAUUCGCUAACUAGCAGGUUUGGAAAUUAUAAAUCAUACGAAAGUAUAUGCGUAUAUGUGUACGCGUCCACCUGGCCGCGUUAAACUCACUGCGAUCGCGAUUUCAAUGCAUUAUGUAUAAUAACAUUAUACAUACUAUACAUACGUAUAUAUAAGUACAUGCAUAUAUAAAUAUA
Molecule: messenger RNA, 6519 nt
Organism: Bombus impatiens (common eastern bumble bee)
Lineage: Eukaryota; Metazoa; Arthropoda; Insecta; Hymenoptera; Apidae
Product: acetylcholinesterase
Exons: 7
Coding region: 1-1986 (661 amino acids)
Biological process (GO): acetylcholine catabolic process; choline metabolic process
Cellular component (GO): plasma membrane
Molecular function (GO): acetylcholinesterase activity
Source: RefSeq, a predicted model, not a curated record